Molecule: messenger RNA, 2016 nt
Organism: Closterium sp. Naga37s-1
Lineage: Eukaryota; Viridiplantae; Streptophyta; Zygnematophyceae; Desmidiales; Closteriaceae
Source: the annotation of a GenBank genome assembly
AUGCAUCGAGCAUGUCGGCACAUCUUGCUCUUCGUGGCUCUGCUGUUGCUGGAUGUCAGCAAAUGGACGGACCAGAUCGUGCUUGGUGGGGAUUGGACGGACGGGAAACUAUUGAGGGGUGUGCUGCUGUGUGCAGCAGGCAUCAUUGCUAAGAGCGACCUCACUAUGUGUGUGGCUGAUGGGGGGCUUGCUGGUACGGAUGCUGAUGGUUCGAGUGCUGUUGGUGUGAGGGUUGCUGGAGGAGCUACUGCUGGAAUUGGAGAUGGAAGAGUGGGGUACGGUCCAGCAGGAACAGUGCCUGGGGGAGGUUGGGGAGGAGGGGAGCAGCAGCAGCCGAGUUACAUACCGGACGGGGCCAAGUCGGUGAAGUGCAGGAAGAAGAUCGUGCUCUCGCUUGCUGUCUCCAACGGUCAUACGCUUGGGACAGAGGCAAUAGAAGCAGUGCUGACUCGAGUCAGUGACAGCACAGGCGGCGCUGCUGGUGGAAGGAAUGGAGACAGCAGCAAGGGAGAAAACACCACCAAGGGCAGGGACGGCGGAGGAGGGAAUGGCACUGUGGCAGGAGGAGGGGCAGGAGGAGGGGAGGGAGUGGAGAGGCGGUUGGCAGACCCUGUGAAGAUCACCGUGGUGAAGACACCGGUAUAUGCCGUGUACCCUCUCACGUUCCUGCAGUCCUUCAAUGGCCGGCCGUACGAGGUGGUGGUGACUACAACGGGGUGCAGGGACGGUGCAUAUGACAGCGACCCCACGUGCGGCUGGUUCCUCUACCCAGAUGGCACAAGAGUGCCCAACAGCCAGGGGUUCUGCUGCAGUUGCAGUGGUGGUGACACGUGGAAAGACUCCAUUGGUCUGGACAAUCCGCAACAGUUCAGGGCUGACCUGGACUGUAGCCUGUGGCGGCAGAAGCUGUUUUUUGGAGGAGUGCCCUCGAGUUCCCACUGCCUUCGGUUCAAUGACACCUGGUACCCCACGUACCGCAUAGGCGUGGCGUCUCUGGUGUUCCAGAUCCAGAUCACCAUCAGCAAGCUUCUCUCUGACUCGCAUGAGCAGGAAACGCUCAUCCUCUCGCCCAUGGCCCCAGUCGCAGUCAACCCCUCUCAAUCGCUCUCAGCCACUCUGGUGGGGGACUUCCUGACCUACACGCAGCUGCCGAACCUGAGUGACCGCCUUCUGUCCGUGCCCCUUCAGCCAGGAUCCCCCACGUUUGGCCGAUUCACCUCCGACACGUCAGGCUGGCUGCUAGUGGACAAGGAGCGCUACUCGCUGGACGGCAGCGAGUGCAGCAAGGUGGGCACCAGCUUCAGCGCCUUCCGCUUUGAGCCCGACCGCUGCCAGCGCUCUGUGGGGUCGUGCCUCUCCAACCAGCUGCUGGACUUCGCCCAGGAGGACGCCCAGCGAGUGGCGCAGGGCCUUGACCCCAUCCACGCGCUGUCGUCACUGGGACCCAUCACCACCCUGGAAAGCCCAAACGGCUCCCUGAGAAUUGCCCUGGUGGUGACUCAGCGACUCAACUCCCUCAUCACCCUCGAGAUUGCAGCUGAUGACGUCACCUUCAUCAAGAACAGGAGCCCUGGUCGCAUAGUGUCUGUGGCGGCACCGCUGUUUGAAGCCAUGUCCAGUGAGGGCAGGGUGGACAUCAGGAUUACCAACAACGGCUCUCUGGAUGCGGACUUCAUGCUCACGAUUCAGAAUUGCUCCUCGGGGGUUCUCCCAAUACCAGCACAGGAGCGCAGCAUAGCAGCAGGAGCAACAACCAGCUUCACCUUUCUGCUGCAACUCCAAGAUUCCCUUGCCUCGCAACGCUCCUGCCUUGUGGUCCUAUAUGAUGCCAUCUCAUCGGUCGCUGACGUGGCGCCCCUCGCAUUCACCACCAAUGCCACGGUGGACAACCGGGGAGCGCAGAGUGGGCAGUCGGACGGCAAGGCCAUCAAGAACACAACGCUCUUCUCCCCACGCCCUGGCUCGUCGUCCUCCUCCUCCUCCUCGUCGCGUUCAAGUGACAAUUCAUGCAGGUGA